AUGAUGAAAAUUACUAUUUUCGCUUUGUCCGCUCUUGCCCUGGCGUGUGCAUUGCCGCAAGAAGAAGCUCAGGCGCAGCCGGUCCAAAUUCUUAAACAAGACUCCGAAAUUAACGUUGAUGGAUACAAUUUUGAAUUUGAGACAAGUGAUGGUACUUCAAGGCAAGAGCAAGGAGAAUACAAAAACGAUACGGAGCAACAAGGACUCUCUGUGAAGGGUAGCUAUCAAUACGUCGCCCCUGAUGGCCAAAAGAUAUCCGUCACUUUUGUUGCUGAUAAAAACGGUUACCAACCCACCGAAGUUAAGGAUGAAGAUAAACCAGCACAAGCUUAAAAUCAUUUAAGGAAGACCCAAGAACUUAAAAAUGUGCUUUAACCAAAUAUAAGGUAUUGAAUAUACCGCAGGCAUUAAACUAUAAAAUAUUAAGUAUAUAAUGUAUGUAUAUAGCGUAUAAAGACUGUAUAUAUAAAUAAAGAAUACAAUAAGUAACCAAAUAAUAUUAUUUAAUCAUAUUAUAUGAAGGAAGUUCCACUACGGCAUAAAAAGUUAAAAUCAGUCCUUAUUUUUACCAAUACUAGUUGGUCACCCAUAUGUCGAAAUUUUACCAUAAUUAAAAAUUUAAAUUAAAGAAAA
Molecule: messenger RNA, 633 nt
Organism: Melitaea cinxia (Glanville fritillary)
Lineage: Eukaryota; Metazoa; Arthropoda; Insecta; Lepidoptera; Nymphalidae
Gene: CPR24
Product: endocuticle structural glycoprotein ABD-5-like
Exons: 3
Coding region: 1-333 (110 amino acids)
Cellular component (GO): chitin-based extracellular matrix
Molecular function (GO): structural constituent of chitin-based larval cuticle
Source: RefSeq, a predicted model, not a curated record